AUGGCUAUCAUAGCAGCUUUCUCUAUCUCUACGCUUCAUUAUGUUGCCUAUACAUUCCCUCUUCUACUCUUAGUUUACCUUGCUCAAAACUAUUUCUACAAUUCACUACACAUUUUUCCUGGGCCUUUCUGGGCGCGCCUAUCUGAUAUUUGGCGAUACCUCGACGUGAGGGGUCGACGCCCUGAGCUCACUCAUAUAGCCUUGCAUCGCAAGUAUGGCGAUAUCGUGCGCCUAGGACCACGCACUUUAUCCUUUGCAGAUCCGAAGGCGACGAAGGUGAUCUAUGGCUUAAACAAGGGAUUUGUCAAGUCCGAGUUCUAUCCAGUACAAAUGACGGUUUCUAAAGGCGAGCCAUUGCCAUCGCUAUUCUCUACGCUGGAUGAGAACUUCCAUGCGACUCUCCGUCGUUCUGUCAACCAUGCGUUCUCAAUGAGCUCAUUGGUACAGUACGAGCCCAUGGUCGAUGAGACUACGGAGAUAUUCCUCGAUCAAACAAGCCGCCUCUUUGCUGAUGGAGCUACAGUGUGCGACUUUGCACGAUGGCUACAAUUCUUUGCCUUUGAUGUUAUUGGAAGCAUCACAUAUAGCAAACGCCAUGGUUUCAUCGAGAAAAACCAAGAUAUCGAUGGUAUCGUCAGUUCCCUGGCGAACAUCUUCGACUAUGCCGCCCCUGUUGGUCAGAUGCCAUGGCUAGAUAAGCUAAUCUGGAAGAAUCCAAUAUUUGAUAUUCUUCAAAAAUUGGGCUUAUGGGAUAAUUCACACCCCGUGGCCGUCUUCGCUAAGCAGCGCAUGGAAGAACGCAUGUCAGCAAAGGCUGAUCUAACGAGCUCGGUAACAAAGGACGAUCUUCUUACGAUGUUCAUCAAGGCGGGUGAAAUCCGUCCAGACUUCAUGACAAACAAACGAAUCCUUACCAUGGCCGUCUCUAUGGCCUUUGCCGGGUCCGAAACCACUGCUAUCAGCAUUGCAGCCGUGUUCUACUUUUUACUAAAGAACCCAGAGUGCAUGAAACGGCUUACGCAAGAACUUGAUGACGCCGUGGCCAAUGGUACGAUCGUGAACCGCCCAACUGGACUUGUUUCGUGGACAGAGUCGCGGCAGCUGCCCUAUCUCGAUGCCUGUAUAAAGGAAGCUUUCCGUAUGCAUCCCGCUGCAGGACUUCCUCUAGAACGUGUUGUUCCUGCGUCGGGAAUGGAGAUCUCCGGUCAUUUCAUUCGCGGUGGAACAAUUGUCGGCUGCAGCCCCUGGGUUAUUCACCGCCGUAAAGACAUUUUUGGUUCAGAUGCCGAUAUAUACAACCCAAAUAGAUGGCUGACUACUCCACCUGAUCAAUUGAAGGCUAUGGAUGGAAUGAUGCUCCAAUUCGGUGCCGGGUCGAGGACCUGCAUUGGGAAGAACAUCUCUCUUAUGGAGAUUUAUAAGAUUAUACCUAGCUUUUUGCGAAGGUUUGAGGUGCAGUUGGCAUAUCCUGACCAGGAAUGGAAAUUGUGGAAUGCAUGGUUUGUACGCCAACAUAACUUCAAGACGAUUUUUACCCCGAAAGAGAUGGUAUGA
Penicillium coprophilum is the source of this 1554-nucleotide messenger RNA. Its product is annotated as cytochrome P450. The transcript has 3 exons. Gene Ontology annotation, molecular function: monooxygenase activity; oxidoreductase activity, acting on paired donors, with incorporation or reduction of molecular oxygen; iron ion binding. Bases 1 to 1554 code for a protein of 517 amino acids. Lineage: Eukaryota; Fungi; Ascomycota; Eurotiomycetes; Eurotiales; Aspergillaceae. The record is from RefSeq and is a predicted model, not a curated record.